Molecule: messenger RNA, 3975 nt
Organism: Manis pentadactyla (Chinese pangolin)
Lineage: Eukaryota; Metazoa; Chordata; Mammalia; Pholidota; Manidae
Gene: MAP3K15
Product: mitogen-activated protein kinase kinase kinase 15
Exons: 30
Biological process (GO): protein phosphorylation; cellular response to stress; MAPK cascade
Molecular function (GO): MAP kinase kinase kinase activity; ATP binding
Source: RefSeq, a predicted model, not a curated record
AUGGAGGGUGGCGGCUGGUUUCCGAAGGCUGGCGUUUUCCGGGCGGCGGUCGAAGUCCCGCCGUGCCGGCUGCAGCGUAAGCGCGAAGGCCCGGCGGGGCCGACGGGGCCCGACGGGGCGCACGGGCCUCGGCGGGUUCUGCGCGCUGUGUACGUGAGCAACGAGAGCCCCGAUGGCGGCGCGGCCGGUGGCCCUGAGGCGGGGGCGCGGCAGUGCCUGUUGCGGGCUUGUGAGGCCGAGGGCGUCCACCUCACCUCCGUGCCCUUCGAAGAGCUCCAUGUCGAGGAGACGGCCGUGCUGGACGCCUUCUGCGACGCAGAUAUUGCCGUCGUGGACAUGAGUGAUGUCUCCAGACAGCCUUUGCUCUUCUACCAUCUUGGAGUCCGAGAAAGCUUUAACAUGAUCAAUAACGUGAUCCUGUAUCAUAACGUGGAUGCUGACACUGCUCUUUCAUUGAAGAAUAUGAUUUCUGUAAAAAACACUGAAUCUAUUGGAAAUUAUUAUUUCAUCCCGUACAUUGUGACACCGUGUGACCAUUAUUUUUGCUGUGAGAGUGAUGCCCAGAGUUGUGCCUCAGAGUACAUGCAGCCCAACUGGAAUACCAUCCUCGGUUCACUGUGUGUGCCCCUGGUUGAUAGGUUCACCAGUCUCCUCAAGGACAUCCACGUGACCUCAUGUGCUUAUUACAAAGAAACCUUGUUAAGUGACAUCCGGAGAGCCCAAGAGAACUACCAAGGCGAUGAACUGGUGAAGGAACUGGCUCGGAUCAGACUCCGCAUGGAUAAUACUGAAGUUCUGACCUCAGAUAUCCUCAUUAAUUUACUGCUUUCCUACCUUGAUACCCAGGACUAUGAUGCAGUGGUGAAGCUGGUAGAAACACUGGAAAUACUGCCUACGUAUGAUUUGGCUGCCCAGCAUAACAUUAAAUUGCACUAUGCAUUUGCACUGAAUAGGAGAAAAAAUGCAGGCGACCGUGAGAAAGCUCUGCAGGUCUUGCUCCAGGUUACGCAGAGCUGUGACCACCCCGACAUGUUCUGCCUGUGUGGGAAGAUCUACAUGGACAUCUUCUUGGAGUCGGACUACAAAGAUAACAACAGUCGAGAUAGUGCCAUUGAGUGGUAUCGCAAAGGAUUUGAGUUCCAGUCAUCUCUCUAUUCAGGAAUUAGCCUGGCAGUUUUGCUGAUAGUUGCUGGACAACAAUUUGAAACAUCCAUGGAAUUAAGGAAAAUAGGUAUCCAGCUGAACAGUUUGUUGGGAAGAAAAGGGAGCUUGGUGAAAAUGAACAAUUACAGGGAUGUGGGUCAGUUCUUCACUGUCAGCAUGUUGGUCAACGAUGUUGGGAAGGCUAUCCAGGCAGCAGAAAGGUUGUUCAAACUGAAACCUCCAGUCUGGUACCUGCAAUCGUUAGUUCACAACUUGUUAUUAAUCCAGCUCUUCAAGAAACCCAUUAUCGAUCAUUCACCCAGGGAACAACGGCUUAACUUCUGGUUAGAUAUAAUUUUUGAGGCAACAAAUGAAGUCACUAAUGGACUCAGGUUUCCAGUUCUGGUGAUAGAAACAACCAAAAUCUACCAGCCUUCGUAUGUCGCUAUAAACAACGAAGCUGAGGAGAGGAUGGUCUCUCUAUGGCACGCCUACCCUACAGAAAUGAAACAAAUCCGUGAAUGGAAUUUUACAGCCUCUUCCAUUAAGAAGAUAAGCGUAUCCAAGUUUGAUGAACGGUGUUGUUUUCUUUAUGUCCAUGAUAAUUAUGAUGACUUUGAAAUCUACUUUUCCACUGAAGAGCAGUGCAAUAGGUUUUGCUCUUUGGUCAAAGAGAUAAUAACCAAUGCAGUGGGCAGUACAGUGGAGCUGGAGGAAGAGACUGAUGGGGACACCUUAGAGUAUGAGUAUGACUACGAUGCCAAUGGUGAUAGAAUUGUGCUGGGAAGAGGCACAUAUGGGAUCGUGUAUUCUGGUAGAGAUCUGAGCAAUCAAGUGCAAAUAGCCAUCAAAGAAAUCCAAGAGAGAGACAGCAGGAGCUCUCAGCCGCUGCACAAGGAGAUAGCCCUGCACAGGUACCUCAAGCACCGCAACAUCGUUCGCUGCCUGGGCUCUGUUUCUGAGGAUGGCUACAUUAAGAUAUUUAUGGAGCAGGUUCCUGGGGGUGACCUUUCUGCUCUUUUGCGAUCAGAAAAAUGGGGGCCGUUGAAGGAGCCCACCAUCAAAUUUUACACCAAGCAGAUCCUGGAAGGCCUCAAGUAUCUCCACGAAAACCAGAUUGUGCACAGAGACAUCAAGGGUGAUAAUGUUCUGGUGAAUACCUAUAGUGGAGUGGUGAAAAUCUCUGAUUUCGGAACCUCUAAACGUCUUGCAGGAGUGAAUCUCUGUACGGAGACAUUUGCUGGCACUCUGCAGUACAUGGCACCUGAGAUUAUCAACCAAGGACCCCACGGGUACAGCACCCCAGCUGAUAUCUGGUCCCUGGGCUGCACCAUCAUUGAGAUGGCCACCAGCAGGCCUCCGUUCCAUGAGCUCAGCGAGCCAAUGGCAGCAAUGUUCAAAGUGGGAAUGUUUAAGAUCCACCCUGAGAUUCCAGAAGCCCUUUCAGCUGAAGCCAAAGCCUUCAUUUUAUCCUGUUUUGAGCCUGACCCCCACAGACGUGUCACUGCUGUUGACCUGCUCAAACAGGGCUUCUUAAGGCAGGUGAACAAGGGCGAGAAGAAUCAAAUUGCUUUCAAACCAGCAGGUGCCCGGGUCACGGCCCUGGCUCAGCCCGCGUUGGGGGAGACCCUGGGCAGCAGCAGCAGCAGCAGCGAGCACGGCUCUGACUCCCCCGACUUAGCCGCCCAGCCCGAUGCGUUCCUUGAGAAGGAGAAGGCCCACGCGUCCCGGCAGCGGCUUGGCCGCCUGCACAGUGUUCCGGACGACAGCGCGGCCUCGUGCCCGGAGGACAGGGAUCCGAACCUCUUACUGCAGCUCAAAGACAGCGAGCACCGCGCCAUCCUGUACAAAAUCCUCUCGGAGGAGCAGAACCAGGUGGCUUCCAACCUGCAGGAAUGCUUGGCCCAGAGUUCAGAAGACUUGUAUCUCUCAGUCGGCCACAUCAAGCAAAUAAUUGGGAUCUUGAGGGACUUCAUCCGCUCCCCAGAGCACAGAGUGAUGGCAUCUGCUAUAUCAAAGCUAAAGGUGGACCUGGACUUUGACAGCUCGUUCAUCAGGCAGAUUCACCUGGUGCUGUUUGGAUUUCAGGAUGCUGUAAAUAAAAUUUUGAGGAACCACUUAAUUAGGCCCCACUGGAUGUUUGCAAUGGACAACAUCAUUCAUCAAGCUGUGCAGGCUGCAGUCACCAUCCUCAUCCUGGAGCUCCAAGCCCACCUUGAGCCCACCUCAGAGACCGACAGGGUGGAUAAGGACGCAGAGGAGGUGGAAGAGGACUGUCCCCCCGCAGGCCCCCCCAGGAGCUGCACGCGCACAGCCUACGGAGGCCGCAGCCUGGAGUCUGCAGGUGCCCAGGAGGUGCAGCCCCAGCAGCAACACCAGCAGCACCUGAACCUGCAGCUGGACGAGCUCAGGCAAGAGACCAACAGACUUUUGGAACACCUAGUUCAAAAAGAAAGAGAGUACCAGAAUCUUCUACGGCAAACCCUAGAACAGAAAACUCAAGCACUCGUUCACCUUCAGUUACAUGGUGAGUGAUUUUCUACUUGCUCCGACUUGUGUACCACAAAGAACCCAGUGUUACCUCCUGGGUCUAAUAGGCAGGAAAUAGAUGAAGAGCUUGUAGACUGGUUGCGACUGCAAGGAGCAGAUGUGACUACAAUCCAAAAGAUUGUUGGAGAGGGUUACACACUUUCUGAUAUUCUUAACAAUGUUACUAAGAAAGAUCUAAGAUACCUUAGAAUACGUGGUGGGCUCCUCUGCCAGCUGUGGACUGCAGUGUCCCAGCACAGAAGACAGGCUAAGUCCCUGGCAACCUGCAAGCAGGCCCCCUAA